AUGUCUUGUUUAGCGCUCUCUCUGCAACCGUCCAAUGGAUCCGAUAUUCUUCUCCAGACUCGCGAGUGGUUCCCACCCUCACGCGCUCUCGGCGCUCUUUCCGCUUUCCGUCACACUCGCCGUGCCUUUGCCGCCAACAAGAAUAAAAACCUCAUCCAUGAAGACGCCUACGCCGCCGAAUCCAUCGGUGACGAUCCCCUCGCUGCUUCCAGCGGCCAAGUUAUCGUCGGUGUUGAGAGCCGGUACCGUAUUGUAUAUCGUUUAGUCAACGGAAUUUACGUCCUUGGGAUAACCGUCGCCGAUCAUGAUAACUCCGUUAAUGUAUUCGAGUGCAUUCACAUUGUUAAUCAGGCUGUUAGUGUUGUCGUCACCGCCUGCCGUGGUGUGGAUGUUACGCCGGAGAAGCUUGGUCGGAAAUACGCUGAGAUCUAUAUGGCACUUGACAUUGUUCUUCGUGGCGUUAGUAACAUCCGUCUCGCCGCGAUGCUUUCCACCAUUCACGGCGAAAGUAUAGCUAAGAUGGUGCAUUCUGCCCUUGACUCUGAGAACAAGAUCCGGGGCGCUGAUAAUUGGUCUUCGGCAGAGGUGCAUUCUGUCGAACACCAAGCGAGCAUUGAUGCCUUUGCCAAUGCGAGGUUUGAGUUGCCGCAGGAGACUCUUGAGGCUGGUGAUGAAGUGGUGGCUAGCCUUGCUGCUCCGGUGGCAAGUGAACAGACUGAAGAGAUUCAACCAAAGCAAAAUCAGGAAGAGGCUCAAGUGGAGAAGGAUCCGUUUGCAGCUAGUGAUGCCAUUAACAAACCUCAAGAGCUUGUGAGUGGGUUUAAGAAGACUAAGGAUGGUUCUGCCACUGAUUUGGCUACAGCUUUGGAAGGUCUUGAUGUUACCACAUUGCCACCUCCAGAGGCAACGCAAUCAACCCAUAUAAAUGUGGAGGGAUUUGAAGGGAACUAUGGUGGUGUUGAGUUUGGAAUGGAACAAGCUUCAAUUGGAGAAGCUUUUGAAGGUUUCAAUGAUGCUUGGGGUGGUGGACUAGAUGUUUCGGAGUUUGUGGGUCCAACUAAGGCUCCAAAACCACAAGGUCUUGGUGGAGUUGAGCUCUUGCAGACAGGGCCAGAUGCUGCACCUAAAGCAACACCUGGUGAGGGUGGUGCACUUGAGAACUUGGUGAAGCAAACUGAAAUGAAGGGUCCUGAGAUGUAUAUUUCGGAAGAAAUUAGUGCAGAGUUCAGGGAAUCACUGCUUGCGAGGGUGGGAUUAAUGGGUGUAGUUUACCUCAGAACUUUGCCACCUAAAAGUUCUGGCGGUGAUAAAGAAACCGAAUUCUCAUUCCGAAUUGAGGGAACCAAAGCUGUUAAGAGAUUUGCUUUGCAGAGUUCUCGUGUUAGUAGCCUUGAAAAUGGAAUGUUUCAUGUGAGGACAGCGGCUUCAGAGGAGCCUAUACCUAUUAUGAAAUUUAGUUUGCUUCCAAAGUUUACACCUUUACCUUUGAGAGUUAGACUUAUAAAACGACACACAGGGAGUUUCAUUUCUGUGAUGAUACAAUAUGUUUCAAACCCUGAUUUGCUUGCUCCAUUGACCGAUGUUACAUUCAUUCUGAAACUACCAGUUGACCCAACACUUUUGAAGGUUUCUCCAAAAGCUAUUUUGAAUAGGGUUGAUAAAGAAAUUAAAUGGCUUGUGCCAGAGAUUCCGUUGAAGGGCUCUCCAGGAAGGUUGAGAGUAAGGAUGCCUGUAGAUUCUAACGAAGAUGACGAUGAAGAAAUUGAGGUGGUUGGUUAUGUAAAAUUUUCGGUACAAACAAGUCAGACAUUAUCCGGAGUUUCUAUACGGCCUGCUUCGGAGGGCAAGACAGACUUCUAUGAGGUUAGUGACAAACUUGAAAGUGGGGUUUACAUGUGCAACUGA
Lathyrus sativus (Indian pea) is the source of this 1905-nucleotide messenger RNA. The record is from the annotation of a GenBank genome assembly. NCBI's taxonomy places the organism in Eukaryota, Viridiplantae, Streptophyta, Magnoliopsida, Fabales, Fabaceae.